This is a messenger RNA of Cannabis sativa, 4487 nucleotides long. RefSeq names its product polyadenylation and cleavage factor homolog 4. Gene Ontology annotation, cellular component: cytoplasm; mRNA cleavage factor complex. The record is from RefSeq and is a predicted model, not a curated record. Gene Ontology annotation, biological process: termination of RNA polymerase II transcription. The transcript has 7 exons. The coding region runs from base 493 to 3732 and encodes 1079 amino acids. NCBI's taxonomy places the organism in Eukaryota, Viridiplantae, Streptophyta, Magnoliopsida, Rosales, Cannabaceae. Gene Ontology annotation, molecular function: mRNA binding; RNA polymerase II complex binding.
AAGAAAAAAAAGCAUGUUCUCAAAUUUGUGAGAAUCUCGAGUCAUGAAAGUUUUGGGUUUGUCUUAAACGGAAGCCGAACUUCACUAUUAAAAGCUCUCUAUUGCCCACAUUUCUCCUUCUCCCUCCUAAAUCUCCUUCCUCCUUUUUCUUUUCUCUUCACUAUUAAAGCCCUAAACUUUCUCACCCUUUUUCAUGUCUCUCUCUAUUUUCUGUAAUUAGAUUAGAUUAGGGUUUUAUCCUUCUUGUUCUUGUUCGCUUAGGAAUUGGGAUUUUUUUUUUUAAUUUCUUUUCUCUUAUAUAGAUUUGUUAAUUCUGUUUAAUUUCAGAGUCCCUUGUUGUGGAUAAAGUUUUUGUAGUUUUAUUUUUUUGUAUUAUCAAAAUUGAAUUUGGACAUUUUUUUUAUUGUUCUUCCCUUUCUUCGAGCUAUUCUGUAAUGGAAGAUUUAGAUUUAGUUUAGAGUUUCAUGGUAUCUUGAUUUGUAAUACACGGUAAUGGAAAUGGAAAGCUCUCGAAGACCUUUCGAUAGAUCAAGAGAGCCAGGCCUUAAGAAACCCCGAUUGAAUGAAGAACCAGAGCGAGGAGGUCUCAGUUCGAAUCCAAACACCCGGUCUUUUCCGCAAAGACCAACUGGGAACAACCCUUUGGUUUCAAGUCGCAGCAGCAGCGGCGGCGGCGGAGGGUAUCAGCCGCAGCCUUUGUCGCAGCAUCAGCAGCAGCAACAACAACAUCAGGAGCUUGUGAGCCAGUACAAGACUGCGAUUGCAGAGCUGACUUUCAAUUCAAAGCCCAUAAUUACCAAUCUGACUAUAAUCGCGGGAGAGAAUCUCCAUGCUGCCAAGGCAAUUGCUGGGACUGUAUGCCACAACAUUCUCGAGGUCCCGAGUGAUCAAAAGCUACCAUCGCUUUAUCUUUUAGACAGUAUCGUAAAGAAUAUUGGGAGGGACUACAUAAAAAACUUUGCUGCGAGAUUACCUGAGGUAUUCAUCAAGGCAUACAGGCAGGUUGAUCCUCCUGUACAUACGAGCAUGCGACAUCUUUUUGGAACAUGGAAAGGAGUUUUCCCUUCUCACACACUUCAGAUGAUUGAGAAAGAACUUGGUUUUGUUCCUGCAGCAAAUGGUUCGUCUACAGCUAAUACAACAUCUAGGCCUGAUUCACAAUCAAAUCGUCCACUGCAUAAUAGUAUUCAUGUCAAUCCCAAAUACUUGGAAGGGCAGCGUCUUCAGCAGCUUAAUAGGGCAAAAGGACUGGCUACUGAUGUAUCUGGGUCUAUUGCAAACUCAGUUGAGGAUGUAGAGAACAUGGACAGAGCAACAGAUAUCAAUACUGGACGAGCAUGGGCUGAUCCGUCUUCUAAAUUGAACCGUUCACAAAGAGGUACAUCCAGUGAGGGUAUUCAUGAGAAGAGCACUGCUGGAGAGUAUGCAGACUAUGACUACAGCUCUGAUUUUCCAAGGAAUUCAGGCUUCGGGAUUGGAAGAGGUGGUGUAAGAGUUUCUGAGUCAGAACAUGAUAAACUUUGGCAUGGAGAUGGUGGCAACUUUGCUGAAUCAGUAUCUGGUCAAAGAAAUAGUUUCAGUAUUAAGCAUGGAUUUCCAAAUUAUCCAGCUCCUAAAUCUACAAAUGUUGUCAACACUAGUCUUCAGUCAGCACAAAACGUUACAAGUAGAAGCAGUGGUGGGGUGUCUAGCAGCAGCUGGAAAAAUUCUGAGGAAGAAGAAUUCAUGUGGGAUGGUAUGAACUCUAGAUCGUCAGACCACGGUGCAUCGGUCAUAUCUAGUAAAUUGAGAAAAGAUCGUUCAGCUUCUGAUGAUUCAGACAAAUCUGGGUUUGAAGAUCACGUUAAACCACAAAGUUUACAUGAUUAUACACCAAGGGGUGAUAAAGAGGCUUCUAUUGAUUCACUUUCUGUUGAACACAAAGAUCUACCUGGUCUUGGGCAUCGGAUAUCAUCUCCGUGGUUGUUGCAGGAACCCCAGUUGACUGAUGGGUUGCCCCGUCCUGUGAGUUCAAGCAUUGGCUUCACAACAAAUGCUGUUUUAGGGUCUUCUGGGGCACUUACACAACAACGGUUUCAAUCUUUAAAGUCUGGGCAGUCAUCAUUGAGACAGCGGCCACCCUCACCUACAUUAACUGCACGCCAUCCUCUUCUUUCAUCGCAAAAUUCAACAGAUCAUGAACGUGUGAAGGCACAUUCUCUUAGUCAUCCUGAUUCUAAAGUAUUUUCAGGGCAAUUGAAUCUGGGGGUGCCUAACAUACAUACUCAGGAUUCAUUGCCCAUCUCAUCCUCCCAUGUUCGACAGGGAAAAAUGGCAAAAUCACUGCCCCAUGAUGUACAAGCUUCUUCUCCUUCAGUUCCCACUUUUCCGCUGAGGCAUGCUUCCUUUUCACAGCAAGCAGAAGAUUCUACAGAGUCUGAUCCUUUAGGUCUAAUUCAGAAAACUUCUCUACCUCAGGUUUCUGUUUCAGGGAUUCUGUCAACAAACAGUAGGUCUGCAUCAGAGCGCUCUCCUCUUACUGUAGAAACUUUAGGAGACUCAAGCACAGCUAGUCUACUGGCUGCUGUUAUGAAAUCUGGAAUUCUUUCUAAGAGUUCAAUUACCAAUAGUAGUCUACCUAACCUGAACUUUCCAGACUCAGGGCAGUUGCCAUCACAGUCAAGUCAGCCUCCACUUCCCAGUGGACGUACUCCUACUCAGGUCAUGAACUCAGGGUUUAGGGCUACAUCGACAUCUUCAUCAGGUCAUUCCUCCUAUGAUGGCUUGUCAGCAUCCUCUAAGAUACCUAAAAAGAAGGUAGAGCAGCCGUCAAAUCAACCUGCUCGACCACUAUCUUCGUCUCCUGCAGGUGGUGCAUCAGAAAAUGUUUCGAAUGUUGCAAAGAAAGCCUCUGAUCCAAUAUCUAACCUCCUUAGCUCGUUAGUUGCAAAGGGUUUGAUAUCUGCAUCAAAGACAGAAUUGCCUGCUGUGAUUCCACCUGAAGUUCCUCCUCAAACACAAAAGAAGAGCAGGACUGUUACUAGCACAGGCUCUGUCCCAUUGUCCUCAGUUUCAGCUUCCCCUGUUUUUUCAAUCAAGAACGAUGGCUCAUCUCUCUCAAAACCUGAUUCCAGUGUUGUCAAUCCUCAGUCCACAAAACCGGAGAAACCCCAAUCAACCAACUUGGAGAUUAAGAAUCUUCUAGGCUUUGACUUCAAGCAAGACAAGAUCCGGGAAUUUCAUUCAUCUGUUGUCAGUGAACUCCUUGAUGGCUUUGAACACCAGUGUGCUGUAUGCAGUCUAAAACUCAAACACCCAGAUCAAUUGAAGAGACACUUGGAGUGGCACGAUUUGAAAAAAGCUAAUGAUUCCACCAAGGCAUCAAGAAAUUGGUAUUUUAAUUCAAGGGACUGGGUUGCUGGAGUAGGAUGUCCAUCGGGAUUUGAGCUUGCGAAGUCAGUAGACAAGCCUGUUAUGACGAUUGAUAAGGACGAGCCAAUGGUUCCUGCAGAUGAGAGUCAAUGUGUAUGUGUUCUAUGUGGUGAGAUUUUUGAAGAUUUCUAUUGUGAAGAAACGGAUGAAUGGAUGUUCAAGGGUGCAUUGCACAUGAUCAUUCCUUCUGGGACUGGUGAGUUAGCAAGUAACGACAAGAAUGUGAGCAAGGGCCCCAUUGUACACAAAAAUUGUGUAUCAGAGAGUUCACUCCCUGAUUUGGGACUGGUCAGCAAUAUCAAAAUGGAACAGGAUGUAUAGUGCUCUGAGAUGGAGAGAACCUUUGUUUUGCUAGUCUGACAGAAUCGGGUGAAUGAAUCCAGGUUCAAUUCUGUAGUUUAAAUCUGCAUGGUCAUUAGAUGCUAAUUUUUUGUGCCUCAGAUCAGAAUGACGGUGAGAGCUCUUUGUUUAUUGUCAUGCUCUCACUACCUUUUCUUUUUUUUGGUUCUUUUUUUUUUUGCCCCUUUGUUUUAAUCCAUAGUUUGAGAAGGAAAAGUUACACAAUGAAGGAAGAUGAUUGGUAUAUUGAAGGUCUCUCUAUUCUCUAACGUGGUUGAUAUGUUGUUGUUCCUGUCUUUCAUUUUCUCUUUUCUGUUUGCCAUUUCUUACACUUUUGAAACUACUACUACACAUGAUAGAUACCAUACCUACCAACCAGGCAUCUGAUGCAAGCAAAAACAAGGAAAAUUGGUUUGUGAACAUGUUGUCUCGGCGAUGCAGUCCCUGACAAUUGCCUCUGUAUCACUAAAACAACCACUAGAUUUAUCUUCUUUAUACUUAUAUUUCAUUUUUGGCUUGGUUUAAUCACAUUACAUUUACCUCUGUUAGUCGAGCUUCUUGAGUAAUGGCUUUCUUGCUGCAAGGUUUUUGGGAUGUUGAGAAAUAUAUGAUUGGGACAGUGAUGAAAUAUGUUUUUUUUUAGUAGAAUUGAUAUUCUCUUUACUAGCAAUUAUUUACUCUUUUGUAUGUUCUUAUGUUCUGAACUAUAAUAAGAAUGGUAUGUCUUGUUAAACUCA